Molecule: messenger RNA, 5470 nt
Organism: Carcharodon carcharias (great white shark)
Lineage: Eukaryota; Metazoa; Chordata; Chondrichthyes; Lamniformes; Lamnidae
Product: leucine-rich repeat-containing protein 75B-like
Exons: 4
Coding region: 137-1240 (367 amino acids)
Source: RefSeq, a predicted model, not a curated record
UGGUGUUGAAUUUCAGGAAGAUGCAGAGUAAAGUGUGCUUUGAAAUGUAAAACUGCGUUUUUGACUCUGCAGUUGCCACGAAAUCGACAAGUUGGAUUUUUUCCUGGUCAAUUUCAGCUCCGUCGCAAGUUGGAAAAUGGGUUCGAAAUUAACGAGAGGUGGAGGUGGAGGCGGUGUUAGCGGUCUCAGCCCGCAGGAGGAGUGCCCCAGAUCGGCGUCUGUCCAGGAAUUCUCCUCGGUGUCCCCGGCUGCUCGUCACACAGUGCCGCCUGUGAGCAGAGAGCGGCGCGUUGAUUUCCCCCUCGCUUCCCUGAUCCUGAAACCCGAGCGGCUGUCUUUCCAGAAGACGGCCCCAGCUCCAUACGUCCGUAGGGUGGGGUGGAUCAGGGAAAUUCAGGCACUACUCCGGGAACAGAGAGCCGAACAGGCGGUCGGGCUGCUCAGACUGCUCCGCAAGGAUCUGGGUCUGGAAGGCACAUCUUUAAACGAUGUUCUCUAUAAACACACAGCCUUCCCCAACUUGGUGGACCCCAUUUCUCAUGACUUGUUAAUGAGCCUGGUCCACGAUAUCCAAUGUCCCAAGAAGGAAUUGGAGCCCCUGAAGUCUUCUGAAAAGCUUUGCCGACAGCUCAUCUAUCACCUGACCCCACACUCCAAGUGGCACAGACAGACGAUAUCCAGGCACAAGUCACAAGCCUGCUUAAAGGCUGCACUGCAAAAGAACCUCACUAAUGACUCCUUGAAUCUAUCGGGAAUGCCACUAUCUCCCAGGGACAUUCACCGUGUCGCCUACUACUUGCAGCUGAAUGGAGACCAUCUAACCUCCAUCGAUCUGAGCUUCACUGAGUUGUCUGAUGAUGGCCUACACCUUCUGUUGCCCUUCCUGGCAGCCCUUCCGAAACUAACCAACCUGGCACUGAAUGGAAACCGCCUGACCCGGCUCAUUCUCAAGGAAAUGACCGAGAUGAUGAAGGAGCCUAACAAGUAUCCAGCGCUGUCCUGGAUCGACCUGGGAAACAAUGCGGACAUCUGCUCCAUGCCCCAGCCUCUCCUGGUGGGUUUGCGCCGGCGCUGCAGCCUGCAGGGGGCACUGCCUACUAUCCAGGAGUACACAGAAGGUCAGUCCAAUGACCAGGAGAUGGAGCAGGAGGAGGGGGUCAACCAAUCAGAAGAGGAUGAAGACAGCCCUUGGCCCAUUCUGCAGAGGGAAAUGGGGGCACAGGGAUACUGUCAGAGGUGAUUGUGUGUUAAUGAGAGGUUUGAAUCUUGAGAAAUGUGUUCAAUAAAGAGGGACUCUGAAACCAGUUUAGGCUUCAGCCAGUUGUUAAACACCUGGCCAACUGAACUGCCAUUAUUUGAAAGCGUGCCGCAGCAAAGCACCCAUAAAUCCCUUCAAUUUGUCCAUGAGCGAAUUAUGCAUCAUAUGAUCGAUGGGACACCUUUGAGCAAGGCAGGGUUUCAUUGGAAGAUGAAGCUGAAGAAACUCCAUCCUUGUUGGCUGAUCACACCAAUUCCUUUAAGAAAAGGAACAAAAGUUGACUUUGAUGCAAAAUCUUUCCAAGGGCUGAUAAAGGAAGACAUAAUGUCAAAGUGGGCUGAAGUGACAUAAUAAGAUUUUAUGCAGGAAGCUGCUUCCAUACUGGUGUUGGCCAGACAUCCAAUGGUAAUCGCAAAACUAAAGAAAUAUUAAAUUGACUCAGUGUGUUGUGUAGUGUAAAACUGUCAUAUGGCUGGAGGAGCACCCUCACUAUAUCUAAACAUUGUCAAAUUCACUGAGACUCACUGUGGAGACAUCAAAAACAGUCAGAUGUGAACUCGUGUGUGUGUCUGUAUACAUGUGCGUGUUGCAUAUGUGUGUGUGUAUGUGCAUGUGUUUGUGCUGUCUAUGCAUGUGUGUGCUGUGUGUACAAAUACAUGUGUGUACUUGUAGGUUUAGUUAUCCAUGUAUCUUUCCCCCUUCCCUUUAUCCUGCUCCUAAUUAAAUGUCAUGUGUCUGUAAUCUCUUCCUGUUCUGAUGAAGAGUCUGGUGUUUGGAAUGUUAACUCUUCCUGCUCACUCCACAGACACUGAAUUAACCAGUUGAGUGUUUCCAGGUCUCCCUGCUAAUUGUUUCAGAUUUCCAGCACCUGCAGCUUGUUGGUUUUCCUCUGUGUGUAAACUGACUUGUGUGUUUUGGCUAACUCAACACUGCUAUACUGUAACAGUACUGAUCUUUUCAGUCUUGAAGGCACAUAGCUCUGUAACGUGUCCCAGUUGCUCAUGCACAGAGAUCAGUGAUUCAAGCUGCCAAACUUCUCUCCUAACUGUGUUUGACAAUUGUUUGCUUGUUCAUUUGUUUUCCCAUUUUCAGUUUUGCAAAUGUGUGCAAUUCUUUUUUUAAAACUUAGGUUUGAAAGUUCAGGGGUCAACGCUAUGAUUUCAGUCUCCUGACAGUUUCCCUCACAUCAGCAAUUGGAGUGAGGAGUCUGAGCAACUUGAAAAUCAUGACGGCUGUAAAUCCAACACAUUGACAUGGGCCAGGACAUCAGGGCAACUCCCCUGCUUUCCUUCCAGUAGUGCCAUGGCAUCCUUAGGGGACAAAUGGGGCCUUGUUCUCAUCUGAAAGACAACAUCUCGGACAGUGCAGCACUCCUUCAGUAUUGCACUGGAGUGUCAGCCUGGAUCAAGUGCUUAACUCUCUGGAGUGGGUCUUGAACAAUUCUAGGACCCCUAACUCCUGCUCUCGUUGCGUGAAGCUCAGUAUCGGAAAUCCUAAAUCAUAGAAAUUUACCUCCAAAUUCUGUCAGAAUGAAACUGGGGCUUCCAAAGUAAAAACUCAUCAUAAUUCUAACAAAGAUGGUCAUAUGUUGCAACUUGGGCAGAGGCUGACUUUGGGAAAGGGAGGAAGGUCUUCUUACAUUGAUAGAUAUUUGUUGGAUAAAGGUUUUAAGGGGGAAUAGAGCAAAGGCAGGGAAAUUGAUUUGAUAUUGUAAAAACCAUGAUUGAUCUGAACGGCAGAGUAGGCCUGAGGGGCUGAAUGGCUUUCCUAUAUUCCCAACCCCUGCCCCACCCAUGAAGCCAAAUUCAGUCUCCUUCUAACUUAAGAACAACAGAACUGCAUAAGGAGGGAACAGCCAUUGUUCAAUAUCCUUCUCAUCAAUCAGUCCCACCAGUCCUAAUCAAUUCCCCUCUGAAUAACCAUAUCCAAUGCUUGAACUCUCAGACAAGAGAUCAUUUUGAGAGAGCACAGAGCAUGAGUUGAUGAUUCAGGUGUGACUCGGUGGAUCACAUUCUCGUUGCUGAGUUAGAAAGUUGAGAGUUUGAAUUAUGUUCCGCAGACCUGAGCACAACAACCUAGACUGGUGCUCCAGAGCAGUGCUGAGGGAGUGUUGGUUGCACCGUUGAAAAUAUUAUCUUUCUGAUGAGGUGUUAAAGCGAUGCCUCAUUGGCUCUCCUAGGGAAGUGCUGAAGAUCCCACGACACUAUCUGAAGAAGAGCAGGGGAGUUCACCCCAGUGUCCUGGACAAUUUUUAUCACAACAUCACAAAAAUAAAUUACCAGAUCAUUAUUGCAUUGCUGUUUGUGGGAGCUUGCUGUGCAAAAGUUGGAUGCCACGUUUCCUACAUAAACAGCCCAACAGCAUUUCAUUGGCUAUGAAGUUGUUUGGGACUUCCCCGAGGAUGUGAAAGACACUAUGGAAAUGUAAACCUUUCUUUCUUUCCUUUGUUUGUAUUGCAGCGUUACAUGGAGACAGAACCUCCCCGAACUACCCCCUUUACCACCCACUUCAAAGCCCCACUUCCCUGACAUCUGUUAUUACUGCCUGGGGGGAUGGCCCUUUCGCCCCAGAUUUCCCUUCUCCCUCCUGACCUUCUCACAGUUCCACCUGGAAUCUGAACGCUUCAUCAUAGAGCAGUUUGCCUGUUUCAGUUCUGUGAGUUCUGCCUUGAAAUCUGGUUGAAUCCAGAAAAUGCUGUGUGAUUAAUGGCUUCAACAUUAACCAUAAACUCCACCCUUGGUACUAAACUUUUAACAAUCUCACAAUGUGUUGGAAGCCAUAUUCAGAAAAGAAAUGAGUCAGCGAGCCAUCAAUAUGCAGACCUUCCCAGUGCACAAGUUCCAGAGCCUAGGAGUCAACCCCUUGCACCCUCACCCAGCCUGGCGUUGGUAUGUGUGAAGGUGAACAUGGAGCGAAUUACCAGAUACACAAAAGAGAAAGCGAUAGGUAGAUUUAACCUCCUCUGCUCUCGGAAGGGAUUGGCAUUGCCAGAUUCUGGCAAGUUACUCUACUGUUCAUAAGGUGAUUGAUUGUAUUGUUCCUGUUCCAUCUAAGUGAGCAGGGCUGUGGCAGAAUAUGGUGUAAUAGUGGACUGAGUUGUGUUUUAAUAAAGCACAAUAUGACUUUCAUUGUCAAUAACAGGACACUGACCCCUGUUUUCCUCACUCAUUGAUGUUUUAUUCCAUUGAUGCUGCAAUUCCCAAAGAUGGCAAAAAUGAACCACUGCAUUAUACACUGUACAAGCCAGGUAAGUCUCCACCCAACUCUGUCUGCUUACUUAAAUAGACUGACAUUUGGUGGACUGCACAAACAGCUGUGCCAACCCCUGGAUUAAUGUAUCUCUAGCUAGGCCAGCAUUUAUUACCCAUCCCUAAUUGCCCUUGAGAAGGUGGUGGUGAGCUGCCUUCUUGAACUGCCGCAGAUCAUGUGGUACACCCACAGUGCUGCUAGGGAGGGAAAAGGCAAUAUUCUGCUAUAUCUGCAAAGAACGCUCAUUUUUUUCCGUUGCCUCUCGGGUCUUGCUGUUAAUGGGUGUGCAGUGGAAGCAGGAUGUGCUAUAAAGUUGUAGCCCCUCAAUCACAUCAUUGGCAAGCCAAGUACUGAAUGCAUUAGUGAACCGCACAAACCCACGGAGUUGUUAGAGUUGAUCCCUGGUCUGAGUUGAGCUAACCAGUCUCUGCUGGCAAGCUGCAACUGCCACCCAUGGUUUAAGGAGGGGAACAUUUAGCCUAGGCUUCAAUGCCUGACUGUUAUCCACUGACUUCUGACUCAUGAACUUGAACAUAAAGAAUAAUUAUUUGAGACUGUGGAGUUGGCCGUGUGAUGGAUCAGUACACUAACCAGCUGCUGUCACUUCAGAGAUGAGUAGGAAGAACGUGCGAGAGAUAGUCACAUCUGUUCAUUAACUUGAUUUUUUUCAGUUUUCUCUGUACUCUGAAAGUUCCCUCUUACCUUUGGAGAAGCAAAUAAGCUGCACUAUUGGUCAUUCAUCGUUAGCCUAAUAUUCUCCAUGUGCACAUUGCUCUGUCAGUUAGAGUCUGUGGAUUUAUUGAAAAACAAAAAAAUCACAAAAAAUCAACUAAAGAGAGAAGGUCACUUCAUACUGCUGUAUAGCUGGAAUCCAUUAGCCAUUGUUACACUGUCAGGAACCUGGGCUGAUAUAAGCAGAGCCUGUGUAAUAAUGUUAAUGUCUUAAUGUGUCAUUGUAUUUCU